AUGCAGUCGAGUGUUUCAUUGGAAGAUGGAUUUUAUUCCUUCUGGAAAUCUCUUGGACCUAAGCCUCCUACCACUCUUCGAUGCUUCGAAAGAGGGGAGAUAAUGACGCUUCAUGAUUCUGAUGCUAUUCUUGUGGCUACAGAUUACUACAGAAAUCCGUCCCUCGUAAAGCGGUUUUCCAGGGGGAAGUCAAGCCUGUCGUAUGUCACUGUCAAAAAACAAAACACUGACUUUUUGAGACAUUUUCUUCUAAAGAGGCAAUAUCGCAUCGAAAUAUAUUGUUCCACAUCCAAAUGUGGGAGAGAUAAUGAGUGGAGCCUUAAGUUGAAGGCUUCUCCUGGGAACUUGGGUUCAGUAGAAGAUCUCCUUACAUCCACAUCAGAUUCAGUUGAAGCUUGUGGACUCAGUGCAGUAAAUGUAAAGCAACUAAACGAACGAAUACAUGUGUGCCUAGCGUUUUGUGAAACUGAAAGUCGGAAGUUUCUUGUUGGUGAAUUCAUGGACUCAGUGCACCUAGCGAACUUGGAAACUGCUCUUGUUCAACUUAAAACAAGAGAAUGCCUUGUCCCUACCGGACUGCUUUCACAUCCAGAUAUUUCGAAAUCUGAUGUCACACCUUUGGGCAAUGCUAUUUCGGAACACGUCAGUUUUAUCUUUGAAAAAACUGGGAUUUUACCUACUGAGGUAAAAAAGUCUGAAUUCUCGCACACAAUUAAACCACAAGACUUGAUCUAUUUCCUGCGAUCUGAAAAAGAAAACUCAAAUGGCUCUUUGCUCUACGAGAAAGGUAAUCUGUUUUUGAAUGCUAUUCAGUCAGAUGCUACUAUUAUACCCACCGGAAAGCAAAGAUAA
Schistosoma guineensis is the source of this 852-nucleotide messenger RNA. The record is from the annotation of a GenBank genome assembly. Lineage: Eukaryota; Metazoa; Platyhelminthes; Trematoda; Strigeidida; Schistosomatidae.